AUGAAGCUCUCCUUCCUCGCCGCCAUCACCCUCGUCGGUGCCGCCAUCGCCUCCCCCGUCGCCGGCGGUAAGGAGCAGAAGCCCGCCAUCAAGGAGGGCCAGCCCUGCAAGCAGGACGGCAGCAUGGGUAACUGCGAGACCAACUACUGCGAGGCCAAGGGCGACGCCGAGGGCACCUGCAAGCCCAUGCCCAAAUAG
This is a messenger RNA of Aspergillus campestris IBT 28561, 198 nucleotides long. RefSeq lists its product as uncharacterized. Lineage: Eukaryota; Fungi; Ascomycota; Eurotiomycetes; Eurotiales; Aspergillaceae. The transcript has 3 exons. Bases 1 to 198 code for a protein of 65 amino acids. The record is from RefSeq and is a predicted model, not a curated record.